CCUGAAAAUUGAUUUUUUUUUUUUUUUCACGAAUUUCAAUUUGUCUUCUCUUUCCAAUUUCCAAUCACCUCUUCCGCCACAACUCUUAUCUAAACUGUAAAAAUCAUUCAAUGAACAAAAAACAUCACACAUUUCUUUAGCAAUCCAACUGCAGAAAAAUCAUCGUUUUUCCUCGCUUUUCCGUUCCAAGUACUUCACAAUAGUUUGUGAUUUUCGAAAUCUGAUCACAACCCAUGUCAAUUCUCACCUUUUCCCUCUAAACCCACGUCUCAAUUUUCAAUCUAAACCUACUCUGUUUGUUUUCAUUCUUCAAGGUUCUGCCAUGGCAGCCGCUCUAAGGUCAAAAUCAUCCAGAGACACAGCUUCCGCUGCCGUUUCACACUUCAGACACUUCAUUCAAAAUCAAACCCGCACGCACUCGGGUCGGGUCAACCAUUACCAUCAAUCAUCCGGGUUCGACCGGAGCUAUCACAGUAAUUUUCGUUUCCAUCUAAACCCACCCUCCAAUUCAAAACUCAUCUCUCUGCACGGCAAUUACAUCGACGGUGGCAAUAAUUCUCAGAAAUUCUUUGGCCACAAGAGAAAAAUUCGAAACUUUAGCUCUCAGGGGGGGGACCCACCUAGCCUUUGGCAGCCACCUGGGGAGGAGGGUGUUGCGGACAUAGGACCCGGCCCGAAAGACGCGUACUGGGGCGGAUCCAAUUUGGGCAUGGAUUUUCCGACCCCGAAAGAGAUAUGUCGAGGACUCGAUAAGUUUGUGAUUGGGCAAGAGAGAGCUAAAAAGGUUCUUUCCGUAGCGGUUUACAAUCACUACAAGAGGAUACAUAGUGACUCUUUGCAGAGGACUGCUGGGAGUUCAGAUAACGACAAAGCCGAGGGCAAAGACGACGAGGACGUGGAACUUGAAAAAAGUAACAUUCUUGUCAUGGGGCCCACGGGUUCAGGAAAGACACUACUCGCCAAAACUUUGGCGAGGUUGGUAAACGUGCCGUUUGUAAUCGCUGAUGCCACCACACUUACUCAGGCAGGAUAUGUCGGGGAGGACGUUGAAUCUAUUUUAUACAAGCUGCUUAUGGUUGCAGACUAUAACGUGGCAGCUGCACAACAAGGCAUUAUUUACAUUGACGAAGUUGACAAGAUCAUCAAAAAGGCUGAGAGUGUCAAUAUUAGUAGAGAUGUGUCGGGGGAGGGUGUCCAACAAGCACUGUUGAAAAUGCUCGAAGGGACUGUGGUCAAUGUCCCAGAGAAAGGUGCUCGGAAACAUCCUAGAGGCGACAAUAUUCAGAUUGACACAAAGGACAUUCUCUUUCUAUGUGGGGGUGCUUUCAACGACUUGGAAAAGACGAUUUCAGAAAGACGACACGAUUCGUCCAUUGGUUUUGGUGCCCCCGUUCGUGCAAACAUGAGAAACGGAGGUCUUACAAGUGCUGCUGUGACAUCAUCUUUGCUAGAAACCGUUGAAAGUAGUGAUCUUAUAGCAUAUGGGUUAAUUCCCGAGUUUGUGGGACGAUUUCCCGUACUUGUUAACUUGUUAGCACUUACCGAGAAUCAGCUUGUUCAGGUUCUGACGGAGCCGAAAAAUGCAUUAGGAAAGCAGUAUAGAAAAAUGUUCCAAAUGAAUGGAGUGAAGUUGCACUUCACAGAAGAUUCUUUGAGAUUGAUUGCUCAAAAAACGUUAACUAAGAAUACCGGGGCCCGCGGUCUUCGAUCCAUGUUGGAGAAUCUUUUGAUGGAUGCUAUGUACGAGAUUCCUGAUGUUAGAGAAGGUGAUGAUGUAAUAGACGCGGUUGUAGUAGAUACAGAGUCGGUUGGUUCCGAUGGUCGAGGCUGUGGGGCUAAAAUCCUUUACGGCAAAGGGGCAUUGGACCGUUAUUUUUCACAGCACGAGUUUAAAGAUUCAAAGAAAACUGCAGAAGGUUCUUGUGAAGGAGAAGCAGAGGUCGAACACGAGCUUCCUUGUAUUGUUGCACUGUAAAUCUCUAUCGAUCAAGAUCCGUGGUUUCUUUCUGUACAGCGUAAAUCCGAAUGAACAGAUUUUACUUGUAAGUUUACUACAUU
Erythranthe guttata (spotted monkey flower) is the source of this 2058-nucleotide messenger RNA. Its product is annotated as CLP protease regulatory subunit CLPX1, mitochondrial. Gene Ontology annotation, molecular function: ATP binding; ATP-dependent protein folding chaperone; ATP hydrolysis activity. Gene Ontology annotation, biological process: protein folding. The record is from RefSeq and is a predicted model, not a curated record. Gene Ontology annotation, cellular component: mitochondrial matrix. NCBI's taxonomy places the organism in Eukaryota, Viridiplantae, Streptophyta, Magnoliopsida, Lamiales, Phrymaceae.